Messenger RNA from Vanessa tameamea, 1256 nucleotides. RefSeq lists its product as uncharacterized. Gene Ontology annotation, biological process: signal transduction. Gene Ontology annotation, molecular function: protein binding. The transcript has 4 exons. The record is from RefSeq and is a predicted model, not a curated record. Bases 98 to 844 code for a protein of 248 amino acids. Lineage: Eukaryota; Metazoa; Arthropoda; Insecta; Lepidoptera; Nymphalidae.
AUAUAUUAUCAAAGAGUACUUGCGUCACUUCUGGGAUUUUUAUUGUCCUUCGUUUGGUGCUGUUUACCGUCCUGACUGAACAAAGACUUUAUUAAAAAUGACUAGCAAAUUUAGUGCAAAAAUAUUUGAAAUGUUUCGAAAUCUUAAAUCCGAUGCGGUACCUCGUCCACCACGAAAUACAACAGAACCAGAAACAGAGGCACAAAAUGAAAAUGUCGAUUACACCAAUCAGGAAGAAAUAUUUGUUGAGCAAGACGAUCGAAAAAAGAAAAAAAAGAAACCAAAGUAUCAAAAAUCUUUCUCAGAACCAUCUCCAGAAAAUACUGAGUUUGCUGAAGAAGACGACCGACGAAGCAGCAAUGCAAGCAGCAAUGUAAAUACUCAAGCGAGUGGCAAUGUCAUUAAUAUCGUAAACUCCAAAAACGUACGCUGUGGGAAUGAGUUUGUAUACUAUAUGGGACCAGUCCAUGGUCACACUGGCAAGUCAAAGACUUCAAAAUCUGAAUCUGACGAUGAAGAGCCUAUUGAAAAAACUAAAGACAUCAUAUUACUCAUGGAGACCAAACACCAGGCUGAACAUGAGUAUAUAGAUUACAUAUCCAAGAAUCUUGGUAAAAACUGGCAUAGUUUCUUCAGAAGAUUGGGAUACAAACAAGGACAGAUAGAAACUGCUGAAAUUGACAUGGCAAAACACGGAGUUUCUGAAGCUCGUUAUAAGCUUCUAUUGGAUUGGAUAAGGAAUGAUGAUGAUGGGUCGCUAGGUAAAUUGGCAAACAUUUUGUGGGAAGGAGGAGAACGACUAAUUGUCAAAGAGUUGGCGGAAAUGUACAAGAAGGAGAAGUGAUAAAAGAAGUUUAUUCAGUAUACAUUUAUAUAAGUUAAUAGAGAUACAUUAUAUAUAAUUAUUUUUAGACAAUAAUAUAUUAUGUAAUCAUAUGCACUACAUGUAUAAUGCAUUUAAACUUUCAUAUUAAAUUCCAAACAUUUUUGACAAUAAUUGUAAUUAAUAACAAAUAUUUCAAAGUUGUUGUUUGUGUUUUUUGUAAGCUGAAGAUUUCAUGACUAAUCUGAUAGUCAAUACUCGUUUUAAAUUACGAAUUGCAUUUAAAUUUGACAUUAUUUAGAAUUAAACAAUAUUUGAUUGAUUUGAUGCGAUAUCAUUGAUCGAGAGGUUAGAUAAACUAUGAUAUUCAAUAUGAUUUUUUGAAAAAAUUGCGUUUUGAACGCCAACGAAGUUGUUAUCGGUUUUAAAUUAA